UGCACUCCUUUGUUGGGCUGAUCUGAAAAAGCUUUGUUUAAACAAUUGGAUCCUGAAAUAAAAUCCUUCUCGACUGAUAUCAAAAAGCUUGUUUAAGGCAAUUGGGCCCUGAAAUGAAAUUGGAUUUGGUGAAAUUUAAAGCUGGACCAAUUCUACCCAACCCUACCCACAUUCACUUUCUCCUUGGUCUUAAAACCCUGCAAAACCCUAACUCCCGAAUCCCAUUCAAAGGAAACAAGAAGAAGAAGAAGAAAAAUGGGAAAAAUUCCACCUUCAUUUCGUCCAGCAAUCUCAAAUUCUCUCAUUAGAAAGCUGCCUUUAGAACCCCCAAUCGCGAUUCCCCAUCAGCUUCCCAACAAAAUCACCAAGAAAAAACCACCCCAACAUUCUAAGAAAGCCCAAGCUUCCCCGGUAUCCCGCAAAACCGAAUCCCUAUUUAAAUCCCCUGACCUCUUAUCGGCCAAGAAAGUUUUCAACUCCAUCGUUGCCUCAUCGAAGUCGCCACUUGAUCUUCGCUUCCACAACACUCUUUUACAAUCCUAUGCCUCAAUCUCCAUCCUCAAUGACUCCAUCUCUCUUCUUUACCACAUGAUCACAACCCACCCUUCGUUUUCCCCUGACCGAUCAACUUACCAUAUCUUGCUCUCUCAAUCUUGCAAAGCACCUGAUUCCUCCCUCUCCCCUGUUCACCAAACCCUCAAUCUGAUGGUCACUAAUGGGCUCAAACCCAAUCAGGUCACCACUGAUAUUGCUAUCCGAUCGCUUUGCGAAGCAGGACGCAUUGAUCAUGCUGUAGAAUUGGUAAAAGAACUUUCUUUAAAGCACUCUCCGCCUGAUAGUUUUACGUUCAACUUUCUUGUUAAGAAUUUAUGCAAGUGUAGAACUUUGAGUACGGUUUACGGUUUUAUUGAUGAUAUGAAGACUUCUUUUGGUAUAAAGCCUGAUCUUGUUACAUAUACUAUAUUGAUCGAUAAUGUUUGUAAUUCAAAGAACUUACGUGAGGCAAUGAGAUUGGUUGGUGUGCUUCAUGAGUCAGGGUUUAAGCCGGAUUGUUUUGUUUAUAAUACCAUUAUGAAAGGCUAUUGUAUGUUGAGUAAAGGAAGUGAGGCAAUUGAGGUUUAUAAGAAAAUGAAAGAGGAAUGUGUUGAGCCUGAUCUUGUGACUUAUAAUACUUUGAUUUUUGGGUUGUCAAAAUCUGGGAGAGUUAAAGAAGCUAGAAAGUAUUUAGAUAUUAUGGUUGAAUCGGGCCAUUUUCCAGAUGCUGUCACAUAUACAUCUUUAAUGAAUGGAAUGUGUAGAGAAGGGAAUGCAUUGGGUGCAGUGGUUUUGUUGGGUGAGAUGGAAAGAAAGGGAUGUAGCCCGAAUUCAUGCACUUAUAAUACGCUGCUUCAUGGGUUGUGCAAGUGUAGAUUGAUGGAGAAAGCAAUGGAGUUAUAUGGGGCAAUGAAGUCCGCUGGUGUGAAGCUUGAGACUGCUUCUUAUGCUACUCUUGUAAGAGCACUUUGUAGGGAGGGCAGGGUUGCAGAGGCAUAUGAAGUGUUUGAUUAUGCUGUUGAUAGUAAGAGUCUGACUGAUGUUGCUGCUUACUCGACAUUGGAGGUUACCCUUAAGUGGCUGAAAAAAGCUAGGGAACAAGGGCUCGCACUCUAACUAGUAGAAAAUAGUUUAGGAGGAACUGGGUAGACCACCAAAAAGGUUGCUGGCAUCGAGAUUUAAACUUAGAAUAGUUAUUUGAACCUUAUUAACUCAAUUAAUCCUAAGUUGGCAAUGUAACUGAAUUUUCAGCUGAGAAUAUAGUAGCAUCUAAGUUCCUCUAAUUUCAUGGUCAUUAUUUUUGUUUUUGUUUUUCUGGUUCUCGGUGCAUGGACACGGAAAUAUGUAAUUCGUUUUCCAUGUUAUUAAAUGCUGUGUUCCUUCAUUGGGAGGUUGAACGUGUAUGCUUUUAUCUUAUUAUCGAUCAUAUGAACCACAAUCAUGCAUUAACAAGCAAUUAUUAUGUCGAAGCUUAUAGUUUAUCUUUUGAGCGGCCUGUACGUACCACCAGUCACAUUUAUUUAAAUAUUUGUAAUCUCGAUCAUGAAAACAUAGUCACGGAAUUAAAUUUAAAACAAAAAUGACCUGUAAAAUUAUGGUACGACAACUGCGGACAUGGUGGAUUUAGUACCUAAAGAAUUUGGGCACCCUUUAAUCUUCAUUUGCAGAUGGCGAUCUUGUACGUUGGCCAUACGUUAAAAUGGUGUCCAUCUACACCAAAAUUUCGACAACAAAAUUCAUGGUAGAUUGAUGUACUCUGCUACUGAAUGCAUGUAGGGAAGACGGAAGAAUUUGAUGCAGAUACACCAAAACUUUUGUUUAACUAAAUUAUUGAACAAGGCGAAAAUGGUUUUGUUUUUAUAUUUGAUGUUGUCAAAAUUUGAAUCUUAAUUACUUAAUUUAAAAAUUC
Molecule: messenger RNA, 2443 nt
Organism: Durio zibethinus
Lineage: Eukaryota; Viridiplantae; Streptophyta; Magnoliopsida; Malvales; Malvaceae
Source: RefSeq, a predicted model, not a curated record